Messenger RNA from Ochotona princeps (American pika), 3415 nucleotides. RefSeq names its product leucine-rich repeat-containing protein 37A3-like. Lineage: Eukaryota; Metazoa; Chordata; Mammalia; Lagomorpha; Ochotonidae. The coding region runs from base 116 to 3415 and encodes 1099 amino acids. The record is from RefSeq and is a predicted model, not a curated record. Gene Ontology annotation, molecular function: protein binding. The transcript has 14 exons.
AACUCCAGUGUCACCCAAUGCCAAACUUGAACCUUUGAAGCUAGAAAUUAUUGUAACCCCUACACAGCCUGGACAUUCUACCGACUUGACAGCUGCAUCUCCUUAUCCUUUUUCAAUGUACCCACAGGUGACACUUCCAGAGACAGACCAAAUUCAGACGCAGCAUACAAACCUGCCACAAGCCACAGUUAAGCCUCUGGACCUGGAAGUUACCAUAAACCCACAAUAUACCAAAGAGGUUAAACCUUUUACAAAUGUGCAGAUGACCCGAACUCAGCCUCCAGAGCUGCAAAAGGUUUCCACUCAAUCCCCAGUAAAUAAUGAGAUGACAGUUCCAAUUCCAGGGUCUGAUCAAGUUCGACAUUCAAUAUCACCCAGUGCCACAACUCAGCCUUUAAAUACGGACCAUACCGGAACUUCAGUGCCUGCUACAAACCUGAAGAGAACGACAGGUCGGCAUUCAGAUAAGGUUCAGACUCAGCGCCCAAAUCUACCUAGAGUCACAGGUCAACCUUUGAGCGGGAAACCUACUACAGCUCAAUAUCCUGUAAAUUACACCCCAGAAAACACUGCGUAUGUACAAAAGCAACAGAACACCACCAAAAACUUGUGUCAGAUAUGUAGCUGCAAAGAUCAGACACUUUCAUGUGUUGGUCUCAGCCCAGCGCAGAAGCUCAGCGAAAUUCCCGUACCAGAGGCCGGCACCUACAAUGCCACCUUCAUCACCUUAAAUUUCCAAGGAAACUCUAUUUCUUACAUCGAUGAAAGUGUAUGGAAAGCAUACCGUUGGGCUGAGAAAUUAAUCCUCAGUGAAAACGAGUUGACUGAGUUACAUCAGGACACAUUUGAAGGUCUGACAUCCAUCCGGCAUUUAGAUUUAUCCUGCAAUAAAAUAGAAUUUAUCGAAAGACGUGCAUUUGAGUCACUCCCUUUUGUGCAGUCUAUAGAUCUUCGUUGCAAUUUACUCAUAAAACUGAGCUUUGGGACAUUUCAGGCGUGGCAUGGAAUGCAGUUUCUGCACACCAUAAAUCUCAAUCGUAAUCCUCUGACCAAUGUUGAAGAUCCCUACCUUUUCAAAUUGCCAGCAUUAAAAUAUUUAGACUUAGGAACAACCCAAGUGACGCUCACCACAGUCGAGAACCUCCUCAUGAUGACCCUUCAACUGGAAAGCCUGAUCUUGCCUAGCCGUUUGGCCUGCUGCCUCUGCCAAUUUAAAAACAAUAUCGAGGUGGUGUGCAAGACAGUCAAGCUGCACUGUGACAGCGAAUGUCUGGCAAAUACUACACAUUGUCUUGAAGAAGCAUCUAUUGGAAAUCCAAAGGGAACAUUCAUGAAGAUACUGCAGGCCCGGAAGACCAACACUAGCAAGGAACUGAUUAUUGAGCCAGAAAAUCUGUUAUCAGGAAAAAUUAGCAUGGACCUUCAAGGCUCCAUGAACGAACUGCAAGACUUUACUAAUGAAAGAGACGUUCUUGGCGCACUAAAUCUACAAAAUGUAGAAUCAACAUUAUUACCACUCAUUAAGCUGCUUUUUUCAAAUGUGCAAGAUGGAGACAAGUCCCUCAGCUUUGUGAAAACCCACAUCAGGAAGCCCUUUCCUUACAAAAACAAACGGAAAAGGCUCUAUUUUCUCGAAAAAAUGCAACAAAAAACAAAUCAGGCUAAAAAAGAUAAAAAAACUGCCAAGCUAAUGCAGUCUACCCUGUUAGGUCCCAAAUUUGAGCGUCAAAUUUUCCUAAGGGAAUCCAAAACUGCUCCAUCAGAGGAGAGCAGCCUGGAGGCCAUUCCAGGCGGAGAGCAAAGGAUGCAAAGAGUGAAAACAAUUAUCCAGGGGCCAAAGGGCUUGAGGAAAAGGCGCCGGCAGCAGAGGCAGAAGCAGGGCCUCAGCAGGAAGCAGAGCACACAGGGAUCUGUGGAGAGCCUGGCAGAAGGCAGGCUGCGAGGAGCAGACCCCCGCGCGCUGCAGGAGCUUCCUCCACUGCAGAAGCCCCGGCAGCUGGAGGGAAACGGCUUCCACAGGGAGCCCUUGCUCACAAAGGAGCACAAGCUGAAAGUCUCCCCUCUCCUCAAAAAAUAUAUCAUCAGCAGGUCCUCUACCCGCUCUGACGAAUCUCUCUCUGAGGCCAAAAAGAAAGAAAAAGUCUUAACUGACACCAUUUUUGUUUUAGAAGAUGCCAACGCCAGAACAAAAAACGAGCUUGGAAAACCAAUCUCACAUGCCCGGCGCGUUCAUAAAACUCGCUCACAUCCGGUCCUCAGGACUCCCAAUGCCAAACCGAGCCGCAAGUCCAGGAGAAAAAAUCCCUUCCACAGGCUGAGGUCUGCCAAGAGGCCUCCGUUCCCUGCACUGAGGAGCCUCAUCAACUCCCCUUCACGGGAGGAAUCCUCAUCUCCAGGGGACCUGAGUUCCCAGGGAAAUCCUUUCCCAGAACCUUCUAUAGAAAACACUGGUGAAGAAAACCAUCUUGUAGGAAAUGCUUUCGAAGGCAACGUGUUAGGAGAAAACACUACAGGGCCUGAAGAAACCUUCCGCAGCAACACCAUCCUUGAAAAUCCCUUCGUUGCAGAUCCUGCUGGGACCAUGUUCAAGGUAACGCCAACUAUUGAACAAGACAAUGAAAUAAACUGGGAAUACCCCAACCUGGACACUGGAGCCCCCACCACGCCCAAAGAUCUCACCUACCCUUUGAUGUUAUCCAAGGGGGAGCAGCUUGAAAUUCAGCUAAACCAGCAGCUACAGUCCCUCAUUCCCAACAGCGAUGUGAGAAAGCUCAUCUCUACAGUUAUCCGGACUCUGAAACUUGACUGCGCUGACCCCCGUGUGCGACUGUCCUGCGCCAAGCUCAUCUCCAUGACGGGCAUCCUGAUGAAGCUCCUCAGCGAGCAGCAGGAAGAAAAGGUGGCCAACGAGCAGUGGGACGUGGACCAACUGAGAACGGACACGUACAUCAACGAGAGCGAGGAAGCCCUGGGUCAGCAGGAGCAGAAGCCAGACGAGCUCAAAAAAGAAGUUCCAGCACAUGCGUAUCACAGCAAACUCAUCCUGGCAGUGUCUGUGACGGCAGGUAUUAUGCUACUGGUUAUCAUCUUCUGUCUCAUUGAGAUUUACUCUCAUAGAGUGACAGCAGAGGAAGAUAUAGAAAAAUCUUCGUCGGGCCUUUCGCAACGACCAUCUAGGACACGCUCAAAGAAUGAGGGCUUCUUCCGGUUCAGGUCUUUUGGUGCCAGACGCAAGAAAGCCAAGGACUCAAAGCCCCCAGGGAAGACUGAAAAUAAAGAGCUUUCCAAUACGGAUGCUGGAGAGUUCAGCGAGGUUCCUGCUGAGAAGACGCCCCCUACCGAGUCGGCGGCGGAAGGUGAAGGCGAAGAGGAGAGCGACGACCCGGAGGAGGGAAUCACCAACUUUUUUUUCUAA